GUGACGUGUCAAGUCCACACGCACACUACUCGAAGCAGCAGGGCGUCAUCCCAUACGCUCCGUUUGCCGCAAGAGCCGUUCUUUCCCCCCUUGCCUUGCUUGUCCCUGCCCCCUUUGCGCACCUCCUCGUACAUACAUAACCAACGGACGUAUAAGCCAUGUCUUCGGCCUCUCCUCCAAAGGAACCAGAGGUGGAACCAGUUACUCAGUCAGGAGACGAGGCGGAGCCCAUGGAAAGAGAACACCACGAUAUACAGACGCAGGGCCAGGGCGAAUUCGAGGUCAAAGAGCAGGACCGAUGGCUGCCAAUUGCAAAUGUGGCCCGAAUUAUGAAAACUGCCCUGCCCGAGAACGCCAAAAUAGCAAAGGAAGCAAAGGAGUGCAUGCAGGAGUGCGUGAGCGAGUUCAUAUCGUUCAUCACCAGCGAAGCUUCGGAAAAGUGUCAGGGAGAGAAGCGCAAGACCGUCAAUGGAGAGGAUAUCCUGUUUGCUAUGACAUCGCUCGGAUUCGAAAACUACGCCGAAGCCUUGAAGAUCUACCUUACGAAAUACCGGGAAACCCAAACUGCCAGGGGCGAAAACCAGAACCGACCAUCCAGCAGCGGUUAUGGAUCCGGUGGCCCAGUCGGCGGUCCCGCCCCCGUACCAGCAGGCAUGGCCGGAGCAGCUCCAGCUCAACAACCACCAGCGGGCUUCACAGUCCCUCCACCCCCAGAGGCUUCCAACAACCUUCUGACUGCGAGUCUCGACCCGAACGAGCAGGAUGGCGCAGCAUACGGCUAUCCAGCCAUGGUAGGCACGGCGCACAAUGGCGCCGGUGGAGAGACUUACUAG
This is a messenger RNA of Nannizzia gypsea CBS 118893, 833 nucleotides long. RefSeq lists its product as hypothetical. The record is from RefSeq and is a predicted model, not a curated record. Bases 159 to 833 code for a protein of 224 amino acids. Gene Ontology annotation, cellular component: nucleus; CCAAT-binding factor complex. The transcript has 4 exons. Gene Ontology annotation, molecular function: RNA polymerase II cis-regulatory region sequence-specific DNA binding; DNA-binding transcription activator activity, RNA polymerase II-specific; protein heterodimerization activity. NCBI's taxonomy places the organism in Eukaryota, Fungi, Ascomycota, Eurotiomycetes, Onygenales, Arthrodermataceae. Gene Ontology annotation, biological process: regulation of transcription by RNA polymerase II.